GCGAGCCGCAGCGCGCUGUCAAACGGGGCGCGAGAGCAGAGCGAAGCAGAGUCCAGAGGGCGAGAAGUAAAAGACCCGGAGUCAGAGAGGUAAACCAGGAAACAACACAGAGUGAGGCUGAAGAGUAAAGAGUGUUAACAUCUGGAUUAUUUACAAAGGAAAAGCCGCGUGACUGCGAGAAGAAAAAAACAAAAAAAAACAAAAAAACACCGAAAACCGGAGGAGUUUUGAAAGACGAGUCCACAGUCCUCAGGGAAACCGGAGAGAAAGACCAACUCUGACUAAUUUGAACAAUAUCACCGCUGUCUUGUGAAGCAUCAAAAAAGGCUGAAGAGUCACCGAAGCGUCUCAGACUCAGAGUCCUCUUCGUCAUUUCUUUUGCACCCCGGUGUUUUCACCGGUUGAGCUCCAUGUAUAAAAUGGAUUACUCCUACCUGAACUCCUAUGACUCCUGCAUGGCAGCCAUGGAAGCGUCGGCCUACGCGGACUUCAGCUCGUGCAGCCAGGCCAGCUCCUUUCAGUACAACCCGAUCCGGAGUGGACCCUUCUCCAACCCGGGCUGCACCCCGCUCAGCACGGCCAGCUGCACCUUAGGAGCUCUGCGGGAGCACCAGCCCACACCUUACUCCUCAGUUCCUUACAAGUUUUUCUCGGACCCCUCUGGCCUGAAUGAGAAGAGGAAGCAGCGGCGCAUCCGGACCACUUUCACCAGCUCCCAGCUGAAGGAGCUGGAGAGAGUCUUUGCUGAAACCCACUACCCUGAUAUCUACACACGAGAGGAGCUGGCACUGAAGAUAGACCUGACCGAGGCCCGUGUACAGGUGUGGUUUCAGAACCGACGUGCCAAGUUUCGUAAGCAGGAGCGUGCAGCCAACGCCAAAGCCAACAACUCUGGGGGUCCCAACGGCAGCACCAGCAGCAGUAGCAGCUCUGGAGGGAAAAAGAGUGGAGAGCCGAGAUCUUCAUCAGAUGAUGAUGAAUCCAAAGAAUCCACCUGCAGCCCGACACCCGACAGCACGGCCUCCUUGCCGGGCUCAGCCAAUGGCAACCUUGGCAGCCCCGCCAGCCUGAGCCCCAGCCCUGUUCCUGCCAACAGCAUCUACAGCAACGCCUCCAGCUCUCCGGUUCUCCAGGGACUGAAGCCGCCCAGCUGGUCCAGUCUGGGGCCGUCCAACCCGGCCGUGGCUCAGCCUGCCGUGCAGACUCAGGAGAUCCUGAAGGCCUGGCAGCCGGCGGACAGUAUGACCGGGCCCUUUGCCGGAGUACUGUCCUCCUUCCAUAGAAAACCCAACCCUGCCAUCAAGACGAACCUGUUCUGAAGCACAGAGGGAGAGAAAAUGAGAACCAAACAUUAUGUGGUACUACAGGAUCAGUGUUGGGACAGUCUGGCCGAGUCCAGUGGUUCUAGUCUGAUGUAGUCCCGCAGGGCCCUCUUACCUUCUCUAAAAACCUCUACUGUUAAACUGAUUCAAAGCUCAGAUGAACUCAAAUGUCUGGUCAUCAUCGCCCACUAAACUAUCAGGUGUGUCAGUUCCUUUCCUACAACACUUUUACUCUUCACAUUUACCCUGAAACCAGAGCUGCUCAAAUAGCUAAUAGAAAGAGUAUCGUCAGCUCUACAUAAGAUGUUAAACUCUUCAUGCUCAGGCCAUUUUAACUUCACAUUUUUGAGUGUGUAGCCGAAUCAGAACUGCUUUUGGCUGAAAAACCACAUUCGAUUGACAACACACAUACAAAUCUCCUUUUUUCUGCUUUUCUUUCACUCAAAUUCCCACACUGGCUGCAUUGCAAACUAACCCCAUCCUGCAUGGCGGUCAGGUACGAUGUUAAAGCAGAAAUCCAAACAUCAUGCUCCAGUUUCUGCUGGGAAAACAAAACAAACAAACUUUUACCCUCAAGCACAACUUCCUCUAAGCCCUCUGACACACAGUACCACCGUAAGACAACAGGGUCCCCCUUAAAUCUCUUUGCCUAACAGAGCAGAGCAACCAGAAAUCCAAUUAAAGCAGCCGGGUCCAGACCAGACACAUCCCCAGUUCAUCCCUCUCCUUGUCCUUCUUUACUGUAUCAAGUCAUGAAUCCUUCACAAACAUCCUCUAUGUGGUCCCCAUCCCUUCACUCCCUCUGUCCCAUCAUGCCUUUCUCUAACAGUGGGCACUUUGUUUAAAUGCACCAAGGCAAGGAAAACUAUAACGGACUUGGUAUCAUGGUACUACUUCUGGUUUCUCACUGUCGUUGAGAGUUUUUGGAUGAUUUUUCUGCUUGAUUAAGAAAAAUGACUGUCGCAUCAGUUUUGUGCUUUGAGCUCAAGCCGACCUACAGCGUGUCCCCCACUCUGACUUUUUGAUCAGUUUAUGAACGCUGCCACAAUAUAUAUUGGGCAAUCUUUUGCCGAAAAUUCCACGAGCCAGUCAGACAUUGGCUGUAGAGAGAGACAGCAUCUCUACAAAGUUGCUUGUGUAUCACCCGUUGUUUCUUUUGUGGCAAAUCACUGAAAAAAAGACUGAUUUCUAAGCUGUUUUUUUCCAGAAGAGUUUGCUCCAGAUAUCUCAAAAUGGGGAACAAAAUGUAUUUAUUAAUAUUCUUUAAUAUGUCGGUGAAAAACCCACAGAUUUCGCUGGACUGCUCCUUGAAAUUUUGUGACUGUAAAUCCCGUAUUUAGUAAUAUAAAUAUUAGGUAGGGUUUUGAUUUAUUUCUCUCAUGUUGCUUUACAGAUUGAUUUCAUUGCAGAGCGCCUGUGUCCCAGACCAACAUGUUCAUGAAAUCUAAGAAUUGACGGACGCUCUAGUGAAUGAGAAGUUAUAGCACUACUCUGAAUAUUCUAAUAAAUCUACAUUAUGGAAGCACUACACGAGGAGUUUAAUGAUCUGAUUUCUUGUGUGUAAAAAGUGUGAUGAGUGUGAUGUGUGCAAAAGUCAGACCCCAAAGAUUGUUAAAUCUGUGGAAAAUUUGAGGUACACACUUGUGAUAUUAUGGUUAACUUUAACCUUAGAGGACUAUGACUUAUUAAAAUAUUACCUCACACUUUCCCUUUCCUGUAUUGAGGUGGGUCUACAGCUCACGGAUUG
This is a messenger RNA of Labrus bergylta (ballan wrasse), 3069 nucleotides long. It is a transcript of the gene phox2a, whose product is annotated as paired like homeobox 2A. Gene Ontology annotation, molecular function: RNA polymerase II transcription regulatory region sequence-specific DNA binding; DNA-binding transcription factor activity, RNA polymerase II-specific. The record is from RefSeq and is a predicted model, not a curated record. Gene Ontology annotation, biological process: regulation of transcription by RNA polymerase II. NCBI's taxonomy places the organism in Eukaryota, Metazoa, Chordata, Actinopteri, Labriformes, Labridae.